Molecule: messenger RNA, 2696 nt
Organism: Symbiodinium natans
Lineage: Eukaryota; Dinophyceae; Suessiales; Symbiodiniaceae
Source: the annotation of a GenBank genome assembly
GCACUCUUCCAGACGCUUCCGAGUUUGCACCGAUCCUCGCUCGAGGUCGGUUGGGGGAUGGCGAGGCAGAGGUGUCGUCCUUGAGAUGGCGAGGAGCACGCCGUGCUUGCGCGGCGGCGGCGCUGGCCCUUGUCUUCCUCACCGCUGUCUUGUUGAACCGCAUAGCAUCGAAGAACAAGCAAGUCGCCUCCACCAGGGACCAGGUCGGCUUCUCUGCCCUCACAGACGCCAAGGAGUUCACGACCCUACCGGGCAAGCAAGAGCAGGCUGCUGCGAAGCGCGACCUGAGCUUCAACGAGCUGCACCUUCCCACCGUGGACGAGGAGCUGACGGAAGAGUUCCAUCCGGCCCUUUGCGUGGGGCAGUCGCUUCAAGCGGCCCUCACUUUGGCCGGCCUGAGCAUCAAGGUAGGCGCCGCCAUGAGAGAAUGCAACGCUUGGUUUUACAGUCCAGCGUACGCCUUCACGAAGAAUCCGAUCACCGGCAAGAUUGAGCAAGUCGACACAGGUGAGCCUGCCAUCACGAAUGCGCGUCGGCUCAAGGACAAGAGGCAUCCGGACAGGAGGCAUCCCCUGCUGCGGAUCGAGGAGUCGCUGAGGAAGCCGCUGGCAAAGCUGCCCACCACGCCAGGACUGAAGCAGAGGCAGUCUACCUUCAGGAACAUGUCGAAGGUGUGGGAGAUGAACUACGGGGACGAGUUCAACGAGUUCAAGAAAACGGGUGAAACGGCAUACAACGUGACAGAGUGGGACCUCUCCCUGGACAAAAUGAGCUUCGACUUGGGUGCUGAGUGGACCUUUGAGGGGUGGCACUACUUCCUAGCUCACGGGGGAGUGAUCUGGGAUACCCGGAGAUGGCUCGGAAACUACACCACUUCCGGACUAGCUGUUGUCCUCUCCAAAAACGGAUCUGUGGCCCUGAUGGUUGCGCCAAAGCAAGGUGCGCCGGUGGCGCGCUCAUGUGGGAUGUCUGUGCCCUUGAAGCAGUGGGUGCACGUCGCGUGCCAGCGUCGGGGGUCCUUCCUGGACUUCUUUCUGAAUGGCACCAAAGUCUGCGACGUGUCGGGGCCAAACGAACUGGACGACCUAGAGCCGCAGACCACGGUGAAGAUUGGCCGUGCAGCGACCAACGAAGCGGACUCCGGCCUUUCUUCCUUGGUCUCCAACAUGCGGCUGACCGGCUCCGCAUUGUACAGACCGUCCGCUCUGUCUGCUCGCAUCCCCGCGCGACAUUUGGAUCUGCAUCCGAAGACGCGCUUCCUGCUGCAAGGAGGCUACCUGGACCGGGUGAGCUGGCGACCUCUUCUCAUCUCAGGACAUGGGCUCAUGGAGGGCGUCAUCAACCGCGGGCAUCCUACGCGAAAGCUCAAGCAUCCGGCCAUGCGCGAGCUGCAGCUGCACAUCUUCCCGGAUCAGGACCGUUCCUUGCCGGGUGGCCUCCCACAGAAGUGGGGGGAGGCUGGCAAGAGAUCCGCCUUCUGCGCUCGGACGAUCUUGACAAUCAUCAAGGACGCCGGCACCAUCGCUGCCUCCAUUGAAAGCGACCUCAAGGUUUGUCAGGACAAGAAGCUCGUCGGCAUGGAGUGUGCAACCGCAGCCACGCGCACGGUCCGCUCAGCGGGCAGUGCGGCAAAGUACAUGGCGGAGCUCCCUGUACGAGGCUGCGACCAGAAAUGGUUCCGCGGCUACGCCCGCUGUGCAGGUCGUAUGGAGGGCGUCUCAUGGGAGCUGGAUGUGCUGGGUACCGAGCUAGGCUUGACGGUUGAAUCUUGCCACAAUCUGGACCUCGACUACCAGCACAUCCGCAGAAAAAACGCGACAAAGAAGAGCAUCAAUUGGGGUAGGUGCGCCGGCGAAGUUGCCGCGUCCGCUGGCUACGCAUCCACCGCGGGCCUGUAUGUGGCUAGUGCCGCGGGCUAUGACUGCCCUGCGGCAUUGACGACCAAGAAGAAGAAGGAAGCCUUCAACGUCUCGAUCCAGCAGCCGUGGGCGUACAGAUGGAAGACGAAACGGAACACCCCUGGAGACGUCGCCAGGACGACAUGCGCCGUGGAGUCGUUGGGGUUUGCCAGAACACUCUUCCUCUCGGGCGCGAAGGCUGCCAGGGCUGGUGGAAGCUGUUCUGGAACAAACACUGUUUGUGCCAGGAACGUCCUGCUCUCCAUGGCAGCCUUUGCGGGCAUUGGUGAGGUGGGGGGCAUCCUCCACGAUCGCUGCUUGCCGCUCACAAGCUGUUGCAAGUACAUCAAGUCGGACUAUGUGUGCGACUGCCGCGCGACGGAGCGACAAAAAGUGUGGGCAGAGAACCACAAACGUUCUGGGACGUGUGCCCGGUAUUCAGGCUCCAUCACCAAGUUGAUCGGCUCGGCUUUGACGUUCGCUGCAGAGGCUGUCGAGGCUUGCGACGACGACCCGCACCUUCCCGCCGUGUGCUCAUCGAUGGUCACCUUCGCGAUUGCUUCCUUGGGCUAUUUCGCUGAGAAUGCUGCGCGAAAUCACUACGAGUGUCCCUUCUACAUGUUCCAGAACCUGUACCAGUGCGGCCAAGAUCAGACAAGGUUGGCUGCGGCCGUGCAGCUCUUUGCUUCGGCUACAGCAGCUGCGGUCAUUAAUUGCGGAGCACUCGCUGGCACGCACACGCCUUGCGAGCGACUGGUUGGUAUGGUCCAUCCUCCGCGCCGCUUCUUCACGGUGUGA